Clonostachys rhizophaga is the source of this 1218-nucleotide messenger RNA. Lineage: Eukaryota; Fungi; Ascomycota; Sordariomycetes; Hypocreales; Bionectriaceae. The record is from the annotation of a GenBank genome assembly.
AUGGUCAGCCCCAUCGUAGGUCUCGUUUCGCUGCUGGCCGCCUUCGGCCUCCAGCCGGCAGCGGCCCAGAACAACCAACCCAACCUGACCCAGGCACUGCAAUCUGCUAAUAGCUCACUGUCUACGCUGACUGGUCUGAUUGCCACGCAAAACGGCACACUCGAGCUGCUCAACAGCCUCACUGACAUCACCAUCCUCGCGCCGAACAAUGAUGCCCUCAAAACCUUUUUGGGCAACACGUCCGUGAGCGAUAUCAGUCCCGAGCAGAUUGGAGCGAUCCUCUCGUACCACGUGCUCAACGGCACCUACUACUCGGACAAUGUCACCGACACGCCGUCCUUCCUCCCAACACUGCUGAACGCCACGGAGUUCACCAACGUCACGGGCGGCCAGGUUGUCGAGGCUAUCAAGACCGACAACAAUGUCACCUUCUUGAGCGGUUUCAGGAAGCAGUCCAACGUAACCCAGGCGAACAUCACUUUCACUGGCGGUGUGAUCCACAUCAUUGACGAGGUCCUCACCAUCCCUCUGAACCUCAGCGCCACGGCCAUCGAGGCCAACCUCACCGCUGCUGCCGGUGCACUGACCGCGGCCAACCUGACCGAGCCUCUCGACCAGGCGACCAACAUCACCGUCUUUGCCCCUCUCAACCAGGGCUUUGCGGAUAUCGCAAACAUCCUGCAGAACAUCAGCAGCGAGGAUCUCGGCAACGUGCUCCAGUACCACGUCCUCGAGGGCGUGGUGGCUUACAGCACCGACUUCCAGAACGGCACUCUCGAGACCGCGGGUGGUGAGACGCUGAAUGUCACCGUGCUCGGCUCAGAUGUCUACGUCGAUUCCGCCAAGGUCGUCCAGCCCGACGUCCUCAUCGCCAACGGUGUUGUGCACGUCAUUGACCGGCUUGAAAACCCAUCUAGGCUUAAAAUCAAACUCCGUGCUAACCUCGAUGCAAAUAGUGUUCUGAACCCCAACGCCACGUCGGGCAACGACACCACCCCCAACACAUCAACCACCGCGCCCGCCUUCAGCGGCGCGAGCACCCUCUCCAAUGGCGCGAUCCCCUUCACGUCCGGCGUCCCCGCGCCGACCUCCACGCAGACCAACCUCGGCGGCGUCGCCAGCACCAGCAGCUCGGAGCAGGCUGGCGCCCGUGUCACGGCCAUGGUUGGUAUGGGAGCUCUCUUCGGAGGCGCUGCCAUUCUGGGCAACGGAUUUUAA